AUGGAUCCUAAGAAGGUUAGUGCAAAGGAUCGUGCUGAGAAGGAAAAGCUGAUUACGAUAGAAUUGAAGAAGGAAAUCAUUGAUAAACACGAGAGAAGAGUGCGUGUAGUGGACAUAGCACGUAAAUACGACCGAAGCACGUCGACGAUCUGUGCUAUCCUGAAGAAAAAGGACGAGAUCAAGGCCAUUACAACAGCAAAGGGUGUCUCCAGGUUCUCUAAGCAACACACAUCUGUCCACGAAAGGAUGGAAAAAUUGCUUCUCCUGUGGUUCAACGAGAAGCAACUCGCAGGGGAGACGAUUACGGAGACCAUCAUCUGCGAGAAAGCGCGACCGCUGUCUGGGGCUCUCCUGAAUCAGAACCCUGGAACAUCGAUGGAGGAGACAUUAGGAGACGCAUUUAAGAUCAGUCGCGGCUGGUUUGAUUAUUUCAAGAAGAGGACUGGUGUUCAUAGUGUCGUUAGGUAUGGAGAAGCAGCGAGUUCUGACAGGAAGGCAGCUGAAAAUUUCGUGCGUGAAUUCCGUCACCUCAUCGCAACUGAGGAGUACAUCGCACAACGGGUAUCCAGCUGUGAUGAAACUGGCCUGUUUUGGAAAAAGAUGCCCAGAAGAUCUGACAUAACUGCAGAGAAUAAAAUGCCAGGCCACCAGCCUAAAGAUAGGCUAACUCUCACCCUUUAUGCCAAUGCCAGUGGAGACUUGAAUGUUAAACCCCUCUUUGUCUACCAUUCCGAAAACCCAUGA
Molecule: messenger RNA, 744 nt
Organism: Octopus bimaculoides (California two-spot octopus)
Lineage: Eukaryota; Metazoa; Mollusca; Cephalopoda; Octopoda; Octopodidae
Product: tigger transposable element-derived protein 1-like
Source: RefSeq, a predicted model, not a curated record